UAGUCAAUGUAUAAACUCUCACAAUUCCUGCACAUCCAACAGCACAUAAACGCAUCCAGAACCAGUUUUGCGUCAUGACGUCAGCGCGCUUGUCUUACGCACUUCCCUGAAGUUCAGCCUGAAUGUUUACAAGUGUCGCUUCCCGCGUAGGGCAGAAAACAGCUGAUUAACGGGAACAUCUUGGUCCAUAUGGUUAUAUUUCUGAUCGCCUGAUGUUCUGAUGAUCUGAGGAUGAUUAAGACGGAGAAGAUCCUCCACCUGAAGAGCAGCCGGGGCCGGAAGGUCCGUGUGGUCCGGGAACACUAUCUGAGAGAGCGGGUCCCCUGCUUCAGCUCCCUGUGUCAGGCGAACUGUGACAACGAGGGCAAAGUUCUGCCGGGAGACCUGACCCACUAUGUGGUCCCUGAUGUGGGCGUGGUGGUGGACUAUCUGGAGAUCCUGGAGUUCAGAGAGCUGCAGGGCAUCGUCUUCACUCAGACCGCCUGCCAGGCCGUGCAGCACAACAAAGGACGCAGGCAAUACAACCGUCUGCGAAACCUGCUCAAAGACCCUCGACACGACUGUGUGCUGUUUGCCAACGAGUUUCAGGAGUAUUCGUACUGUCCCAGAGAGAAAGGGGAGAGCCAGGAGAAGUGGCAGACCAGGUGUGUGUACUCUGCAGCAGUGUGGUACUAUCACCACCUGGCAGGUAUGAUGGACGUGGUGAUGAUCACAGAGGACCAGGACGCCGUGGCUCAAUAUAGCAGCCUCAACUCGGGAGUGUACGUCAUCUCCGUACAGGAUUUUUUGCAGAACUUCUGGCCAGACUUGCAGGCAGCACACGAGCUGUACAGCUCCAUCUCUCAGGCGCUACAGGAGAAGGAGAGUGAGGGCACGGAGAAAGAGUACAUCGAGCACCUGCCUGCUGAGGUGCUGGAGGCUGGAAUCAAGUCUGGGCGCUACAUUCAGGGUACUCUGAAUGUCAGCAAGCACCGGGCUCACAGUGAGGCUUCGAUUAUGACGGAGGGUUUGUCCAGCAAGAACACAGAUCUGAGCUGGGGCGUGUUGGUGUGCGGCAUGAAGAACCGUAACAGAGCCGUGCACGGCGACGUGGUCGUGGUGGAGCUGCUGCUGAAGAGCGAGUGGAGGGGGAAGGACACGGCGCUGACGGAGGGUCAGAGCGAGGAGAAGAGCGGAGAGGAAACCGACAGUAAACCCAUGCCCACAGGUCGUGUUGUGGGGAUCCUGCAGAGGAACUGGAGGGACUACGUGGUAACUUUUCCCCCCAGGGAGGGGCCUCAGCCUCAGAGCAGGAACUCCCAGCGCAUCCUGGCUGUUCCCUGGGACCACCGCAUCCCCAAGAUCCGCAUCAGCACCCAGCAGGCCGACGCUCUGCAGGACCACAGGGUGGUGGUGCGCAUAGAUUCGUGGGAGAGCACGUCUCUCUAUCCUAACGGCCACAGUGUGCGGGUGCUGGGUCGGGCCGGAGAGCUGGAGACGGAGGUCCAGACCAUCCUCAUAGAGAACUGCAUCCAUGUGCCUCCAUUCUCAGACGCACAGCUCAGAGAGAUGCCGGUCAACUCACCCGAGAAGCCGUGGCGGAUGGAUCCUGGUGAGGUGGCGCAGCGGCGGGACCUCCGGGAGAGUCACCUGGUGUUCAGCAUCGACCCGCGGGGCUGCGAGGACGUCGACGACACGCUGUCGGUGUGCAGCAUCGCCGGCGGGAAGCUGCUGGAGCUCGGGGUCCACAUCGCAGACGUCACACACUUUGUCACCGAGGGCUCGCUCACUGACCUGGAAGCACGUUCACGAGCCACGACGUACUACCUGGCGGACCGCAGGCACGACAUGCUGCCCGCUGUUCUCAGUGCAGACCUCUGCUCUCUGCUGGGAGGAGUCGACAGGUACGCGAUGAGCGUGAUGUGGGAGCUGGAUGCACAGACCCUGGAGGUCAACAAGGUGUGGUACGGACGCACGCUCAUCUGCUCCUCCUACCAGCUGCACUACGAGCUGGCCCAGGCGCUGCUCAACGGAGAGCAGGCCCACGUACCGGAACUGGCUGAGCUUGGGCCUGAAGAGAAGGACGCUAAACUGGCUCAGCUCAGCCAGGCUCUGGAGCUGCUCACACAUGUAGCCAGACACCUCCGCGCACAGAGGGACAGAGGAGGAGCGCUGGAGCUAGAAGGAGUAGAGGUGCGAGCCCAGCUGGACGAGGAGAGGAACAUCACAGCUCUGGUCCCCCGUCAGCCCCUGGAGGUCCACGAGACCGUGGCCGAGUGCAUGAUUUACGCCAACCACUGGGUGGCGCGCAAGAUCCAGGAGAGCUUCCCCCAUCAGGCCCUGCUGAGGCGUCACCCGCCACCACGGCAGGAGUUCUUCAACCAGCUGGUGGACAUCGCCGCAGCCCAGGGAUUCACCAUCGACACCAGGACCAACAAGGCUUUAGCGGACUCUCUGGACCAGGCUGUGGACCCACAGGACCCGCUGGUGAACAGGCUGCUGAGGAUGAUGGCCACUACAGCCAUGUCCCAGGCUCUGUACUUCUCCACUGGUCUGCAGUCCCAGGACCAGUACUACCAUUACGGUCUGGCUCUGGACCGGUACACACACUUUACCUCACCCAUCCGUCGCUAUGCCGACAUCGUGGUGCACCGCCUCCUCACGGCGGCCCUCGCCAUGGACGGCGGGGCGGACGCUGGUAAAGCAUUAGCCAGUAACAAAGACCUGGAGGAGCUGGCUCAUCAUAUCAACAACAAGAACCGGGCGGCCCAGCGGGCUCAGAAGUCGUCCACUGAGUUGUUUCAGUGUCUCUACUUCAAAGAAAGAGACCCUCAGUCUGACCAGCGCUGCGUGGCCGACGCCGUCAUCUACUCCAUCAGAGACAACGGCGUGCUGGUGUUCAUCCCCGAGUACGGUGUUAAAGGGCCGGUGUACCUGAAGAACCGGGAGGGUCAGGUGGUUUCUUUAGGACAGGACGGCAGCUGUGAGUGGGAGAGCGGCUCCGUGAGACGAUACUCGGACCACAUCACCAGCAGCUCCACCUCCGGCUCCUCCACCUUCACGCUGUUCGACCACAUCACUGUUCGUAUCUCGGUGCGCUCGACACAUUGCCACGCAGACGCUCUGAACCUGGAGGUGAUCAGCAACAAGCCGCACCGCAGCGCAGAGCCACCGCAGCCCCGCUCGCAGGGCCGCAGCCAGCUGGUGCAGGAGGUGGUGCGCCUGGCGGAGGAGGCGUCCCAGCAGGCCCAGGAGAAGGCAGCCCGGCGCCCCAAACUCUCCAGAGAGGAGAGAGAGUUCAGCCAGAGCAAAACGCCCAACCUGUACUCCCUGCUGGAGGAGGUGAGGGAGCUGGCUCUGCUGGACCUGGAGUCGACCGCUCGGGUCUGUGCAACCACAGCGUAGAGCUGCUGCAACACAGACGCAGCCGGACUCACAACAGCCUGCCAGGUUUUAAAUAUUCUGAACGACUACUGAUAUUUCUUAAACAAAUAAUCUACAUCACAACAGACACAAGCAGAGGAGGCCUCCUCUUUCACAGAUAAACAGUGUUACUUUUGACACAGACAGCAUAUUUGUAGUUAUUUAUUAUCUGCAUACUUUUUAUCAUUUGAGAGCCAAGUGUUUGAUUAUGUGAAGUGUAAAUUAGUUUUUUUGAUAUUAAAUAAAAAGAGAAAUGUCCUGA
Centropristis striata (black sea bass) is the source of this 3664-nucleotide messenger RNA. It is a transcript of the gene dis3l, whose product is annotated as DIS3 like exosome 3'-5' exoribonuclease. The coding region runs from base 232 to 3384 and encodes 1050 amino acids. Gene Ontology annotation, biological process: rRNA catabolic process. Gene Ontology annotation, cellular component: cytoplasmic exosome (RNase complex). The record is from RefSeq and is a predicted model, not a curated record. Gene Ontology annotation, molecular function: RNA binding; 3'-5'-RNA exonuclease activity. NCBI's taxonomy places the organism in Eukaryota, Metazoa, Chordata, Actinopteri, Perciformes, Serranidae. The transcript is spliced from 18 exons.